This is a messenger RNA of Rhopilema esculentum, 4879 nucleotides long. RefSeq lists its product as uncharacterized. Lineage: Eukaryota; Metazoa; Cnidaria; Scyphozoa; Rhizostomeae; Rhizostomatidae. The record is from RefSeq and is a predicted model, not a curated record. Gene Ontology annotation, cellular component: nucleus. Gene Ontology annotation, molecular function: RNA polymerase II cis-regulatory region sequence-specific DNA binding; DNA-binding transcription factor activity, RNA polymerase II-specific. Gene Ontology annotation, biological process: regulation of transcription by RNA polymerase II.
ACUGCUGUUACUCAAGAUCUAACUUUCUUUGCUGAAUCGAUCAGUCAAAGAAGAUUUUCCGGCAAACAAUUAUGAUCUAACGACGCAUUGUUCCUUGCCUGUCUAGGUUCAUUGCCAUCGAAUUUUUUUCUGAUCGAUCCAUAUCAACUGGAGAAUUACAACCCCUGCAAAAGUCCUGGAACACUAAAGGCUGUUUCAAAAGCAAAUUUAGCCACCCCUUUUCCAAUUCAAGCAAUGUUUGUUUUAAUAAAUAAAGCAUACACGAAAUUGGGAAGUUCUUUCUUUCGUAUGGCUUGUAUGACAUUUUCCUAGACUAUCAGUAAUGUUUUGAGGGGAGGGAUGAAGUAGUGAUAUAUAGGAAAACAAAUGCAUAAUAUGAAUACACAGUUUCGCUUGCCCAGUGGUCCAAGUGACUUUAGCAGACAUCGUAGUUUUUUGCACAGGUGCCAUUCAUCGCCCCUAACAUUGUCAACAUACCUAUAUUGUACCCAUUGUACCUUGUUUACCUAUUGUGAGACCGAAAAUGCGCUCCUUAUUUGGUUCGCAAAAGGUAAGUACCCUCCACAUAUCAUCGCUUCUACAGCUAGAUUACAGUUAAAAUCUCUGUUCGAUAAUUAAUGUCGAUUUGGUUUUCUUGCCCCACGUUGUCUUGGUCUUCGUACAAAGGGCACAUUGAGAUUUCCCCAGCUUCACUGUCUUCAACUUUGCCAGACAUCUUGAAGAAUGUAUUCAUUUUGUCCUAAAACACGAAUGUUUAAAACUUUUCAAGUCAUCGUUGUCUUAUGCCUGCCCAAUUUUUAAACAAAUCAAUUGAAUGCUCCUAAAAAUUGCAUGAUAUGGUAUGUUUCCGCCCUUCCAUGCUAUUUCCAAAUUCUUUGCUCCUUAUGUCGUUUUUCGCAAUGUUACCAUGGGUUACUAGUUAUCAUGGUUAUUUAGGUUUUCAAGAUUAAAAUGUUAAAAAUAUUGAAGAUACCAAUAAGCUCGAUAAAACACAUUAUUAAAUUCAUUUGCAGGUUAACCCAAAAAUUUUAAACUAGCAAAUUCUGUUUGGGAAAUUACUUUUUCUCUUCGCUGUUAUCUGGAUUUUCUUCCUGUUUGCUUUCACCUUUGCUACGACGAAGCUUCUGGUCUCUAGUUCGCUUAUUCUGAAACCACACCUGAAUUCUGUCUACUGGAAGGUCUAGCCGAGCGGCAAUCUUUCUUUUAACAUUCGUAUCCGGAUACUUGUUAUGACUGUAGGCUGCCUCGAGCAAAUUGACUUGCUCAUUUGUAAAUAUUGUUCGAAGUCUUUUUCUUGUCCUUGGUUGAAAAGCUUCAUGACCUGUAACAAAUUGAAAAGCAUUAAUUUCACGAAAGUGUUAAGUCAUCGCAGUCAAGAGAGUUAUAGAUCAAUUAAAAAAUUCAUAGCAUUUAACUGUGAGUGAAGGCAUCGUAAUUUUUAGAAACGCAUGCUCGGCAAAACGAUGCAAAUAGGUAUGUCCGUUUGUUCCCAACACUGGAUUUCAGUUUCUUAAUACAUCUGAUACCUUGAAAAUGAACUGUGGAUCCAAAAGCUAAAACCACAUCAUAUCAUAACUACAAUUUAAAUUUGGGCGAAGACUUUAAUUUUGUCAUUAUCUAAUUUUAUCUGAUUUUUCAAGAAUAAACAAUUAACUAGGUAGAUGACAUCAUCUGAGCUAUUAGUUACCAGAGAUCCCAAAAAGGUUGUUCUGUGAAUUUUUUGCAAAAUACUGAUCGCUCUUCAGAUCUGAAGGAAUGCCUCUUGCUUUAAAGCUGCAACUAUUGUUUAAAUUGAUUCCUGCGGGCAUCAUUCCUUUUGGAUCAGUCGCAUUAUAGAAGUUGAAAUUUGAUAUAGAUAUCAGGCAUUGCCCUGGACUAUCUCCUUCAACGGAUCGUCCCCCAGAUGAAAUUCCACGCGGAUUCACAUUAAUGCCUCGACCGGAGAAGUCAGCAGUUCCUGUUUCUAAUACUUGGACGAAUCCAUCAGUCCAAUCUUGGUUCUGCAUUUUGCUUGCUUUUAUUCUUCUGGUAUGAUUGCCCGAUUAACGCAAAGGAAAUUGCCGUUGUAUAUUGAUAAGGUUCGUGUGGCUCAUUCGAAACUCGAUCGGUUUCAACUGUAUCCAUUCUCGUGGAAGAUUUCGAUCUGACGCGAUGCGUUCUAACGGUUUUUUCUAUCGAAUUCGCUCCCCCCUCUCUCGCGUUUCGAAAUGGAUUGCAAUCGCUAACUGUAUUACGGUGAUAAACGUAUAAUUUUUAUUUUCCCUUUAUCGAUGUCAACUUUAUGGUUGAAAAGUAAGAAAUAUUGUAAAUAAUAUAAUCACUUUAAUUAUCCCCGUGUUUUUUAAAAGUUUGUAACCUUGUGAAAACCUGACGAAUUCAUUUAAGACGACUAUCAGACAAUUUCAGGUGAAAAUACCUCAUUUAUUAAAAUGAACAAGUGAUAGGAAUAAGUAUUUAAUUCGUACGUCAUAUGAAUUGGAUGUAACGUCAUAGAAGCGUCCAAUUUAAAUUAGAGAAAUCUUAUUCUUGCAUAUCAGUUCAAUGAUUUGACUUUAGCGUCAGGACACGAAUUAAAUUGCUUUGAGCGAAUAAACGAGAUGGAGAAUUCAGAAAUAACAGAUAAAAUAUCUAGUGCGAAGGAAACAGCAACGGAAAACCAGAUAGAAGUCAGCCAGAGCUUAGGCAUAUUUGGUUGUUCCAGUGCAAGCAAGCAAUCGUUAGAACCAAAUCUGCAUGCACACACCGUUGUCAGCAGUGCUCUCUCCAAGUCUACUCAGAGCUCAACCGGAUCACAACUUCCAGGACUAGCUAUGCAACAGGAUGCAACUUGGAUGAACAACCAGCAAUCAGGAAGAGGUGUCCAAAUACCAUUGCAAGGACACCAUUUUUUCCAACCGCAUCUUUGCUACGGAUAUAUGCCACCCUACCAUAACUUUAUGAACGGUGCAUGUGGCGACUACAUUACUUUUGAUCCCUCACUGUACCUAAGGAGACAAAAACCACGGACAGUCUUCUCUUCAGAUCAGCUGACGAUUCUUGAAGCAACAUUUGAAGGAAAUAAUUAUCCGAGUGCUUCAACGCGAAAGGAAGUAGCAAAGAAAGUAAACCUUCCUGUUGAUCGUGUUCGUGUCUGGUUUCAAAACAGGAGAGCCAAAGAAAAAAGGUUAAAAGAAGAUCGUUUGGCCCUCAGUGUCCUCAACAACAGGGGUACUGCAAGUCAGCCUUCAUCAUCAAGAACUGUACCUGACUUUCCCGUCGCAAGAUCGCAUGAAGUACACAAGAACCAACCUGGAGCCAUCGGUCUUCAGUCCUCCUCAGAAACAGAAGAGGCUUUAGUCAGAUGCCUUCUGAAGGAAGCUAAAGCUCGCGAAGAAGCUCGGAAAAGCAAUACCAAUACCAAAGAAGCCUUUUCAGUCAACUUUAGCAGUACAGAACUGUCGACUGUCAACAACAGGGUCCUAUUUUCACAGGCAAGUUUCCAAGGGAAAAUCGAAGAAUGUCACAUAAAUAAAUUGAAUGGAGAACCUUUGUAUUUAACACAGAACUGUGAUAAAAUCAAAAUACAUUUGUCAAAAGAUUGCAAUGAAGAAAAUAUGUCGAUGGACAAUUAACGGCGUAGUCAGAUCAGUAAUUGUAAAUUUUUCUUCAUUUUCUUUUUUGAAAUACUUGGUAAAACAGAUUUAUUAACACAGCUUGUGUUUUUUGUUUUUUUCUGCAGGUUUUUGAAAAUCUUGAAGAUUCUUUGAGUAUCUGCUCGGUGGGCUAUGAAUAUCUCAAUCAAAUUUCAACGUUCGUCCCUCUUAAAAGAAAGGAAUACAUAUCUUAUAUGGUUAUUUGGUGUCUCUGGUCACCUCUGCACCAAACGAUAAAUGGUUUGAUAUUACAUAAGAUAGCAGGACUUCAAUUACUAUUUGAGUAGGGCGUGCUUCAGGAUACCUGACAGCUUUGAUGAAGGCCUUUAAACUGAUUGGGAGAGCCAUAAGGGUUCAUGCGGUUGGUUUGGAUCCAAAAGGCUUUAAUAGCCUGAAAUACUUUCAAUGGCAACGGCCAUUCCCUCAUCAAUUCUUAUCAAGGCAAGGUGAUAUGAUAACUAUUGUUUUUGCAAAAUUUUCGAUUGGGUAUUUAAAUUCAGGAGAUUCCUGAUAGUUUCAUUACAUAAUCUCUGCAUAUAGAUAAUGCUUUUAUUGUAGGAUAUAUUUUCGUUUGAUUUGAACUUUUUAGACUUUAUGAUUACCACAACAAAAUGUUAAUUUAAUUGCAUUGUCUAAGUACUUGUAUCACGCAACUGUGAGGUCUUGAAUGAAAAUUGUCUUUAGAACUUUUUCGUAACUCAGUUUAAACAAAGUUCACGAAACUUGCAUGAUGACAUCAACUUCAUGUUAUUAAAAAGACUAGUCAUCAAGUCUUGUAGGGUUGGUAAAAGGUAAAUUACUUAUGUUUAGAUUUCGCAUACACGACUGUGCGCUCAGACACUUGUAGCUUGGUCGAGAUUUUAUGAGGCAUACUUUUAGAGAAAAGUGUCAUGUUUUUCUUUCUGUGUUCCCUAUAUUGGUUCACGUUUUACUCUGAAAUGUUAAAUGCCGUCACACAGCUUUUCUUGUUAAUGGUGUUAAAUGUAUUUUUAUGGGAUAUCUUUACAUCAUCGAUAUACAAGGCAUGUGGUUUAUCGGUGGAAGCAAAUGGUUUGGAGAAAGGAAUGAGUCAGAAGUUGUUCCUUUUGAUAGUUUAUCAUUCUUCCUAAAGAAUAUUUGUUACCUGGAUGCAGCUCUUGCCAGCUUGGAGGAGCAAUUGCCUGUGAACUCCCAAGAGUCACCUCUCCCGCUUAUAUUUUUAAUUGUUUGUUUCCUCUUUGGACUACCUGUGGUUCAAUCAAAUUGAA